UUUCUCCCCAAAUCUCGAAGGGAAUCAUUAAGAUCCUUUCGUGAAAUGUGAGACGAGACAUUUUUGUCAAAGCCCAACACACUGUUUCUAUCAGUCAGACGAGCGGAGGGUGAAAUCAACGGGUUAUGAAGCUGCUCCCCCGCAGCAGGAACGGCACCUGACAGACCCAACAACUGACCCGAGAGCGAACGACACCUCUGGACUCUUCGCCAAGCCCGUCAGGGUUCAUAAAGCCAGACGAAUGCCGAGACCGCCCCACAGCAACGGACCCAUCUAUCGCGGCGUCUUCAAGCCGGGAGCGCGCAGGAGGAGGAGGGAGGAGGUCAGAGGAGCCAAGGAGGUGCAGGAGGACGAGAAUACAGCGACAGAGCUUCCCGUUGAUCAGAGAGUGGCAGAAAUAGUGGAGGAUGAGGAGCUGAACAUCACAUAUGACGCUCUGAAUGGCACGCUGAAGUUGCCGCCACCUGAGCAAGAUGACGCGGAAAAGACGGCGGCAAUACAAAGCACCAAAGAGGAGUUGAGCAGUGAAAACCUGGAGCCUGAGCUCAACAGAAUGACCCUGAACACCCCCAACUGUCACGGAGAAAUUCAGGGAUAUACUUUGGAGCAUCAAGAUGAACAGGAGAAAAGAGCACAGAAGCACAACCAGGGAGAAGGCCAAAUCGAGCAACCAUCAUAACCACUCUCUUUAUUUGCUUUUAUCAAAACUGUAUU
Molecule: messenger RNA, 714 nt
Organism: Hippocampus comes (tiger tail seahorse)
Lineage: Eukaryota; Metazoa; Chordata; Actinopteri; Syngnathiformes; Syngnathidae
Product: doublecortin domain-containing protein 2-like
Exons: 6
Coding region: 242-679 (145 amino acids)
Source: RefSeq, a predicted model, not a curated record